GGCGGCGGUGGUGGUGGUGGUGGUGGUGGCAGGAGCGAGGUUAAGGUUAGGGCUCGCUCCGAUUCAUACUGAAUACAAACCCCCUCGGCAUGAAAGGAGGAAGCCGGAGGGGGACGGGAGAGAAAAAGGAGGAAAACUAGGAAGGUUGAGCAAAUUCGAGCGGGUGCGGGGAACCCAGGGUUAAACCGAAUGGUUCCCUCACGCUCGCACACACCCCCACCUCCGCGGGAGGGAAGGAGCGGCGGCGGCGCGUGCGCCCGCGCCUGCGCCGGGGCAGCGGGGAGACAGCGCGUGGGGCGGUUGGGGCUAGCGGCUGGCUGCGCGAGCGCGCGCCCGGGCACCCGGGUGGACCUUCCCGGGAGGCCAGACGCGUCCCCACCGGGCGGAGCGGCCACAGGCCCUGGGUUUGUGCGCUGCUGCCUGCUCCAUCCACUUUUAGUUUUGUUAUUUUUUUUAGAUCUAGACGACAAGGGAGCAAAACUAAACUUGAUAUCUUAUCGUACGCUUGGUCCUUUCCAGUGGUAAAGGUCCCCCAACGCGGCCACCUGUCCCAAGCGUCUGCCCGAGACGCACACGCUGGGCUCGUCGGAGCGCAUCCCUAUAUUCCAGGGGAAUCCUUCCUUCCCUGGAUGCGCUCCAGCUCAGAGCCUCGCCCUACUCCUGAACCCUCUCUGCAGAGGUCACCGAACAGGGGCGCCAGCCGGGGUGGGGGGACACGGGCGGGACUCUUUUCAAGGCGGAAGAAUACUAAAAGUACCGAGGGUGGCAACUUUUACAAGAAGGGGAAAGUCCCUUCUGCUUUGGGCCCAUUGGGCUUUUCUUUUUUCCUUUCCCAGUAAAACUUUGGCCGAGUACUUGUGUGCGUUCAGCUCACUGUCCGCCCCGGGGGCUGGGCUGGGGGAGGGCGGGGACGGAGUCACUCGGGACCCUCGCCGCCGAGGGGCUCGGCUGCUUCCGGCCCGUCGGAGGAGGGGCGCCAGGGUUUGAAGCCCCUCCUGGUGUGAGGACUGAGUCGGCCGCGCCUCUGGAGGCCUGCUGGGGAAGCUCCCCACGCCCCCCGAGCCCGGGUUCUUGGACAGCCGCGUGGCUGAGUCACGGGCGGGGCUGCGCUGGGGCACGUGGCGGCGCUCUACGCCCGCCAUCCCCUGACCUCUGGCCGGCGCGCCUCCCGCCCCGGGUGGAAAAGUCCCGCAGGGAGCGGCGGGAGAUAAGGGGAGGAGGGGGGUAAAGGGACGGGACUGGGACACGGCGAGGAGGGCGACCCCGAGGGGGAGGGCCGGCCGCCCAGUGAGUCACCCGCUCCAGCGCCGGCCGGCCGGCCGGCGGGUGGGUGAGAAGCCGAGGCGCCCCGGGACCCGCCAAGCGGAGAGUUACCGGGUGCAGAGACUGACUUUUCCUGCAGUGCUGCCAAUGGAUGGACAGAGCGGCCGCCACAGUGUCAUCCCCUUCUAGAGUCCAUUCAUGGCUUUUUUCCCCCCACUCGUGAUAUAACACCAUUCUUUGAUAAAGCAACGCUGGAGCUCUGAAGCGCGAACAGUCGGUGGCGGGGAAAGGCUCCUGGCCACUGGUCUUCGGGCUGGGCCCUAAGUGCUGCCCCAGCACUAUCUGCCGGGCGCCGAGCCAGUCAGUGCUCAGUGCCGGUCUAUAUUGGUCUCCUGGCCUCUCUCCUCGCCCUUCGCUGGCCAAGAGAGGGUAGGGUGGUGGAGUGGUGCGGAAAUGGCCAUGAUGGGGACCCUGAGAGGUGAAAGCGCCCGCCUUCUUUGGCGGAGGGGUGUCAACUUUAGACCACAGAGCUUGCUCAGCAUCACUGAUUCCUUCCCCCAACGGUGUGGCCUGCACUGCCUGCCUCCAAUCAUGGCCAUGCAAAAAAUCUUCGCCCGAGAAAUCCUGGACUCCAGGGGUAACCCCACAGUGGAGGUGGACCUGCACACCGCCAAGGGUCGAUUCCGAGCGGCUGUGCCCAGUGGAGCCUCCACGGGUAUCUAUGAAGCGCUGGAAUUAAGAGAUGGAGAUAAAUCCCGCUAUCUGGGGAAAGGAGUGCUGAAGGCUGUGGAGCACAUCAACAAGACCCUAGGCCCUGCACUGCUGGAGAAGAAACUAAGUGUUGUGGAUCAAGAAAAAGUUGACAAAUUUAUGAUUGAGCUGGACGGGACAGAGAAUAAGUCCAAGUUUGGGGCCAAUGCCAUCCUGGGUGUGUCCUUGGCUGUGUGUAAGGCGGGAGCAGCUGAGAAAGGGGUUCCUCUCUACCGACACAUCGCAGAUCUUGCAGGGAAUCCUGAUCUUGUACUUCCUGUGCCUGCCUUCAACGUGAUCAAUGGGGGCUCUCAUGCUGGAAACAAGCUGGCCAUGCAGGAGUUCAUGAUUCUGCCCGUGGGAGCCAGCUCUUUCAAAGAAGCCAUGCGCAUUGGCGCUGAGGUCUACCACCACCUCAAGGGGGUCAUCAAGGCCAAGUAUGGGAAGGACGCCACCAAUGUGGGGGACGAGGGCGGCUUUGCACCCAACAUCCUGGAGAACAAUGAGGCUCUGGAUUUGCUAAAGACAGCCAUUCAGGCAGCUGGUUACCCAGACAAGGUGGUAAUUGGCAUGGAUGUGGCAGCAUCUGAAUUCUACCGCAAUGGGAAGUAUGAUCUGGACUUCAAGUCACCUGACGACCCUGCACGGCACAUCAGUGGGGAGAAGCUUGGGGAGCUGUACAAGAGCUUCAUCAAGAACUAUCCUGUGGUCUCCAUUGAAGACCCCUUUGACCAGGAUGACUGGGCCACAUGGACCUCAUUCCUCUCCGGAGUGGAUAUCCAGAUUGUGGGAGAUGACCUUACAGUCACCAACCCCAAGAGGAUCGCUCAGGCUGUUGAGAAGAAGGCCUGCAAUUGCCUGCUACUGAAGGUCAACCAGAUUGGCUCAGUGACAGAAUCCAUCCAGGCCUGCAAACUGGCACAGUCUAAUGGCUGGGGGGUGAUGGUGAGCCACCGCUCUGGGGAGACUGAAGACACUUUCAUUGCUGACCUCGUGGUGGGACUCUGCACAGGACAGAUCAAGACUGGUGCUCCAUGUCGUUCAGAGCGUUUGGCCAAAUACAACCAGCUUAUGAGGAUUGAGGAGGCUCUUGGAGACAAAGCUGUCUUCGCUGGACGGAAGUUCCGUAAUCCAAAGGCCAAAUGAGAAGCUGGAGGCUCUGGUACACCAAGGAACAGACACAGGCCCUCAAGCCCUUCUCCCUCAAAUAAAUACUGCCAAACAAGA
Molecule: messenger RNA, 3240 nt
Organism: Onychomys torridus (southern grasshopper mouse)
Lineage: Eukaryota; Metazoa; Chordata; Mammalia; Rodentia; Cricetidae
Gene: Eno3
Product: enolase 3
Exons: 12
Coding region: 1717-3159 (480 amino acids)
Biological process (GO): glycolytic process
Cellular component (GO): phosphopyruvate hydratase complex
Molecular function (GO): phosphopyruvate hydratase activity; magnesium ion binding
Source: RefSeq, a predicted model, not a curated record